Messenger RNA from Diaporthe batatas, 1107 nucleotides. RefSeq lists its product as uncharacterized. Lineage: Eukaryota; Fungi; Ascomycota; Sordariomycetes; Diaporthales; Diaporthaceae. The record is from RefSeq and is a predicted model, not a curated record. The transcript is spliced from 4 exons. The coding region runs from base 1 to 1107 and encodes 368 amino acids. Gene Ontology annotation, molecular function: protein binding.
AUGCUCUCUUAUACGUGUCUUUUGUCACUCCCCGUGCUUGCUCUGGCUCGAGAUCAGAAGGCCAAUGCCAGCAGCGUUGCGAAUCCCGUGCAUGGGAAUUUGGAAAUACCAAUCGGCGCUCUCACAAGUGCCUGGACACACCCUCCACACUGCGGCAAAGCGAACGACACCGAGGUUUGUGUAUUCACAAACAGCUACUUCGGGAAUGGCCAGGGAAUCUCCAUCCUUGCGGACGCAAAGGACAUGGCAGAGAUCGAUUGGAUCGAGCGGUUCGCAGAAGCCAGCAACCAGGAUGCUAUCACCCGAACAGAGGGAAUCCGGGCAGCCCUGAUACCUGGCAAGGGGAUGGGCAUGGUGUCUGACCGUGUAAUCGGGAAAGGCGAAAUUGUCAUGUCCUCGGUUCCUCAUGUUGUAGAACAUGACGCGGCACAUCAUAUCGACCCAAACACCUUAAGCGAGUUGCGGGACAUUGCUGUUGAGCGCAUGGGUAAAGAGCAGCAGACGAUGUUCCUUGCGCAGCAUAGGCAAUGGGGUGGACACCAUGCGAGUGACAUCAUGAUCACCAACUCAUUCCUUUUCAAGGGAUUCGGAGGAUUGCCCGGGGGAAGUAACGCGAACUUUCCAGAAGUCUCCAAGCGCUUCAACCAUGCUUGCCGUCCUAAUAUGGGUUAUACAUUUGACGCCGAGACGCUCACUCAGUCUCUGGUGGCCGUUCGCACCAUCCAUCCGGGUGAUGAGCUCACCAUAACAUCUAUUGAGUCUAUGCUUCUCCACGAGGAAGAGAAUCUAACUGGAUACCCAUUGGCUGCAGCCUUCUAUAUGGUAAAGGCCGCUGCUGAGGCACAUGGAAUACAAUCUUUGGCCACGAAGUAUGGCCAGAUGGCCAUAAUUGAGCAGUACGGUGAACGUUACGAGGAGGCAAUGGUGCCGGAGGACAGGCAUGCAAAGGAUCAAGAAACGCAAGAUGGAACAGAGGAGCGUGGAAGGAACCAAAAUGGCAAGGAUGAGACUGAUGAUGAAGGCCACCCCCAGGAAGAGUUGGAUCUUGGCCCAGCGCAAGCUGUCAUGCAUCAAGUAGGCGAGGCUACCAUCAACUCGCCGAUGUAA